AUGAAGUCGUUCUUCGUCAUCACUCUUGUUCUAUUUUCAUGUCUGUGUCUUGUUGGAGUCACCCAAGCCGUUGCUGUCUCAAAGGAAAGUACGCAAUAUGAAGCUUUUGACCCUGAAAACAUUCUAAAUUCAGGAAAACUGACCGAAACAGAAGAGGAUAAAAUCUCUGAAAUUAGAAACCAAGUAUUGUUCCUUCAGGAAUCCGUUGCUGAGAUCACCCGUUCCUUCUCAACUCUCGAACUUGUUGCGAAGAAUCCAUCAAUGAUGGCCAAGAUUCACAUUUCUGACUCUCUCGAGACCGAUCUUGAGCUGGGAGAACCUGAAAAGACACGACGUCGAAGGGAACUCGACUCGCAAUCGACUUUCCCGACAUCGUUCCCACCAUCUGGUGCCGAGCAGCAAAGCCUGGGUCAGAACCCGUUUGGACCAUACUCAUGGCCAAUGUAUUCUGGUCAAUGUUUCUUAUGUCCUGCUGGUGUUCCUGGUCAAAGAGGUCCUCUAGGGCCACAGGGGACUGCCGGAAGGGACGGGAGAGAUGGACGGGAUGCGCCGACAGGUCCACAAGCUCAAGAAGCCCCCACUUCACCAAGUGACGAAACAAACCCAACUGAAUCCCGCGGUGAUGCAGUAGUGCGUCCAGUAGGUAACAUGACAAGUCUACCUGGUGUCAUCUACAUUCGCUGGGGUAAUGAUGUUUGUCCCGAAGAUGCAGAACUCAUCUAUUCAGGUACUAUUGGAGGUGCACACUACACUCAUGCUGGUAGCGGCUCAAUCAUCUCUGCAUGCCGGAAGAGCCUAUCUAUGACGAAGUAG
Molecule: messenger RNA, 813 nt
Organism: Strongylocentrotus purpuratus (purple sea urchin)
Lineage: Eukaryota; Metazoa; Echinodermata; Echinoidea; Camarodonta; Strongylocentrotidae
Product: scavenger receptor class A member 5
Exons: 6
Coding region: 1-813 (270 amino acids)
Source: RefSeq, a predicted model, not a curated record